Messenger RNA from Amaranthus tricolor (Joseph's coat), 2282 nucleotides. RefSeq lists its product as uncharacterized. NCBI's taxonomy places the organism in Eukaryota, Viridiplantae, Streptophyta, Magnoliopsida, Caryophyllales, Amaranthaceae. The transcript has 2 exons. Bases 939 to 1556 code for a protein of 205 amino acids. The record is from RefSeq and is a predicted model, not a curated record.
UAUUAUGCCAAUCUAGAUUCUAGAUUAUGUUAUUGUCUGAAUUUUGAUUGUGUUGUGUUAGUUUGGAUUCAGAGUGGGUUGAACAUUCAUCUCUACAUGUGUAUUGAGUCAACUCGAUUAUUAACCUUUUGAAUUAGAGUUUACACUUUUCAAUAUGAAUUGGGUUUUUAAAUAAAUGAUCCGAAUUAUGACGUAGCUAUGAAGGCACAAAAUAAACUAGUUAGACCUGAGCUCGGACCUAUUAGUACUUGUCGGCAAUGAAUUAUGCUCACUCUGUUUCUAUUUGAUGUUUUAGUUUUACUUUUAGUUAUUUUAUUUGUUAUUCUCAAAAAAAAUUAUUUUUGUCACAUUUUUUUUUGGAUAUAAUUAAUCUUAGUUACCUAAAUUUAUAUUUUUUUAAUGCUUAUAGUCCUCAUGUAUUACUCACUAAUUUUAUUUUUAAUAUUUUUAUAUUGCUUAUAAUCUCUACACGUUUUCUACUAAUUUUUUAGAUUUUUUUUAAAAUAUUUGUAUUAAUUUUAUUUUGUUUUUUUGGUUUUUUUUGACUUUUUGGCUAGUCAAAAAAAACAAAAAUUGUGUUAAGUAAUUAAAAAGCUAGCUUUAAAGCCAACAUAUAAUAUAAAAGUUCACUUGAUUGGCUUUUUUCAUUGUCUUUUGGCUUGUUGGCCUAUUUUUCCUCUAAUAAACGGCCAAUAAUCAAUAAUCAAUAUAUAAUUUUAUCAAACAUCUCUUUAAAUAGGUGGCUUAUCAAGCUAGCUUAAAAGCCAAAAAAAGCUAACACUUCUAGUUAAUUAAAUAAACCAACUAAAAAAGCCUACAAUCAACAAUCAACAUUCAUUUGUUAAACAUCCCAUUGACUUUUUUGUUUCAUAACUUGUUAUAAGUGUAUGAUAUGUCGUCAUUUAACCCCUUUUCAGAUAUCUUGAUCAAGUGCGUUGAUGAUUAUGAUACAAGAAAGAUCACAUAAGACAUUGCUUGUGAGUGAUUUUCUUGAUUCAAACAUUGAUCAAGUUGAAGAUCAUAAAGGACUAGCAGAUCUCAUUGGAAGAAGAAGUAGGUUACCAAGCAUGACUCUAAUAACCAACAAGACAAGGUCACACUCAUCAUCUCCAUCAAUAAACAGAUCACAAAAAGCUUCAAAUAAUUCAACAAACAAUGACAAAAAACUACAAAGAUUCAGAAGUUGUAGCAUUCUACAUGAUCUUGAACAAGAAGAAUUAAAAGGGUUUAUGGAUUUAGGGUUUCGAUUCGAGAAAGAUCAGCUAAGUCCUCGAACCAUGACUGUAAUUCCUGCUUUACAAAGACUAGGAGGAGUAGGAGGUUAUGCCCAUGAAGGUACAUUACAUGACUUACUAAAAAAGGAAAGUUUUGAAGAGGGUAAAAGUAUAGAAAUUGAUGAUAAAUUGCCAUAUUUAUCUGAAGCAUGGAUGGUAAAAAAACCCAAUUCUCCAUUGCUUAGAAUGAAGAUGGCAAGAGUUUCUAGAGCUCAAGAUAUGAAGAAAUGUCUUAAGCUUUGGGCUAGAACUGUUGCUUCUUCUAUACAAUCUAAACAAUGAAAACUUUUUUGAUAUAACAUUCGUUUCUAUGAGUUUGCUACAAUUGAUUUGGUCUGUCUCGAAACCCCUCCUCCUCUAUUAUUCUCAUCCACGUGUUUCAUCUCGUUUUCCAACUAGUUAAACUAAUUUUAUGUUUGAUGGAGUAAUAAAUUAAUAUUUGUAGCAUAUUUAGAGAGUCUGAGUAUUGUGUAUGUAAAUUUUAGUUGUUUUGGACUCUAUGUUAUAUGUUAUUUUUAAUUUGAUUGAAUAAUUAUUUAAUUGAAUAAAUUGUUUUAAUGAAAUUGUUAAAAUUUUAUUAAAAUAAGUAUUUUUUGACUUGUAAUCGCCUCGAAUUAUGAAGGCAAAGAUAAUUGAAAUUUAGUAUUAAUCAAGUGGAAGCUCACUUUUGCCAGCACAAUUAAGGGGUUACUUAAAGGUUAAACCAAUGUCUAAGUAAAAUACUUGAACCAAAACCAAAGCAAUAUAACGGAAGUUUUAGCUGUCCAAAAUAAAGGAAAAUUACAACCAAAUUAAAAUAAGUCUGAAGUUCGAAUUACAUCUUUAAAAUAGUCCAAAUUUAAACAAUUGUACUAAUACUCCCUCAGAUACAAUAAAAAGAUCUAAACAAAUGGGAGUCAAACUCCAAAUCACGUUCAUCCUUCGCUCACAUAUCACUUCUCCGUCGAGGUGCCAUGGGGGUUCACUCUAAAAACAAAAACCAUUGGAAAACAUACAAAGCAAAGUAUC